Messenger RNA from Nycticebus coucang (slow loris), 2048 nucleotides. RefSeq names its product transmembrane protein 97 (gene TMEM97). Gene Ontology annotation, cellular component: endoplasmic reticulum. Bases 84 to 605 code for a protein of 173 amino acids. NCBI's taxonomy places the organism in Eukaryota, Metazoa, Chordata, Mammalia, Primates, Lorisidae. The transcript has 3 exons. The record is from RefSeq and is a predicted model, not a curated record.
GGCGGCAGAGGCGCGGGGACCCGGGACUGCGAGCACGCCCGGACUUCUUCCCACACUGGUGGGUCAGGCCCAACUUACUGAGGAUGGGGGCUCCGGGUGCCAGGCGAUGCGUGGAAUUGCUGUUGGGCGUCUACUUCCUCACCCAUAUGCCCAUCACCCUGUUCUUGGACCUGCAGGCGGUGCUGCCACGCGAACUCUACCCGGACGAGCUGAGAAACCUCCUGAAGUGGUAUGCCACGGAAUUCAAAGACCCUCUGCUGCAGGAUCCCCCCGUGUGGUUUAAGUCCUUCUUGUUCUGCGAGCUCAUUUUUCAGCUGCCUUUCUUUCCCAUUGCAGCAUAUGCCUUCUUCAAAGGAAGCUGCAAGUGGAUCCGAACCCCCGCAAUCAUCUACUCUGUUCACACCAUGACAACUUUAGUUCCAAUUCUCUUCACACUUUUAUUUGAGAAUUUCUCCAAAGCCAGUGGUUUCAAAGGACCUGAGACUUUGCAUGAACGAUUAACCCUUGUAACUGUCUAUGUCCCUUACCUACUCAUCCCUUUCAUACUUCUGCUUUUCAUGUUGCGGAGCCCCUACUACAAGUAUGAAAAAAGAAAAAAGAAGUGAAGAAAACAACCAUUUGCCCAGUGGAGACAAGCCCAUGGGCAGUUGCCUACUGGACUCAGUACAAGGAAACCUGCUCCAAACCCAUGUCUUCAGCAGCAUUUGAAACAUACAGGCAGCAAUACACAAAAGCAAGACAGUGGCAGAAGCCACAUCAACCCUUACCCCUCAAGGGCACUGGGAUGAAAAGACUGAUGAGCUGGGGGUGGGCAGAAGGUGUGGGCUAGGUUUUAGGGAAGUGGCGCCAAAUACCUCACUGUGUGCCUCCGUUCCACUGUAGGAUUGCUAAAACCAGGACCAGGCCAGAAACUGGCCUACUUGAAAGUUCUUGAGUCAUUUGACCCUCAACACUUUUGGCUAAACCCUGGACUCAUGAUUCUCUGUAGACUAUCACCAAUCAGUAAAAUGAACAGGAGAAGGUUGAGGUCAUUUUAAAAUUUGAAGUUAUAUCACUUUAAUGUUAAUUAAAAAUUCCAUCAUGUUUUCUUAGCCCUACCUUUACCCCUGUGGGGGAAAAAAACUAUGCAAAAAAGGUUUUAAACUGUUCUCCUGAAGGUUCAGUCCUAGCAUGAUUUUCAGUCAGAAAUGGUUAAACCAGAAAGUAUUUCUGCUUCUGUCUUAAAACAGAUCAUCCUAGAAGAAGAGAGUUUUUUUUUUUAAGUCAUCCUGUAUCUAAAUCUUAAGUCUUAUUUUAGAGACAUGUUUUGCUCUGAACAUUUCAAGCCUGAUCCUUACUGGAUAACUUCAUCUGACUAUUGUUCAUCUUGUUCUCAGGAGAAAGGACGUGGGGUGACAGCUGGGUGUGACAUACCCACUGUAUGUAUAUCUUCACAUUCGUGCUUUGUAUUCCAUUAGCUUUCUCUAAAUCUGCACUCAAGACCAACACAAAAGAUGGCAGACAACAGGUCCCAGUCAGUUCCCUGCUUUUGCCCGAUUUGCUCACAGGCCGUAUUGGUCUUAUUGUUGGUGGUAUCAUCUGACUUGUGUGUGUCUGAUCUAAAUAAAAGCUGCUGACCACUGCCUGGUUUUCUUUGUGGACAGGACGGUAAAGAAUUCAGGCUUCUUUCACAAGGGGUUAAACAUACUUGAAGGAAAAAAGGUAGAACCAUUUGGAAAACAGUUUAUUGCUUUUUCUUCCAAAGCUUUGUUAAUUUACAAAAAAAAGGAUCAAAGCUUACAGACUGCUUAGUUCAGACUAAGAAUGCAAGAAGUAAGACCCUACUAUGUGGCCACUGGUGGCAGCUGUGCACUGACGCUUACAGUGAGCCCCCCGCCUUGCAGUGCUGCCUUCAGAGGGCUGCGCUCCUCACACACUGACGUACUUAGAUUGUUAGUCAAGUCGCUGGAAUGGUACAGAAGUUUUUUGGUUUGGGCCUUUUUUGCCUUCCUACUAUAAAAGUGAAAUUUUCAGUUCAUUUCUGAAAAAUAAAUUGGUCAAUAAAUUCA